GGGGGGUGGGAUCUGAACAUGGCUGCGGUGGUAGCUGCUACGGCGCUGAAGGGCCGGGGGGCGAGAAAUGCCCGCGUCCUCCGGGGGAUUCUCGCAGGAGCCGCAGCUAACAAGGCUUCCCAGAACAGGACCCGGGCUCUGCAAAGCCACAGCUCCCCAGAGUGCAAGGAGGAGCCUGAGUCCCUGUCCCCUGAGCUGGAGUACAUUCCCAGAAAGAGGGGCAAGAACCCCAUGAAAGCUGUGGGACUGGCCUGGGCCAUCGGCUUCCCCUGUGGUAUCCUCCUCUUCAUCCUCACCAAGCGGGAAGUGGACAAGGACCGUUUGAAGCAGAUGAAGGCUCGGCAGAACAUGCGGGCGUCCAACACGGGCGAGUACAGCCUGUAUACCCGCACCUGGCUUGGGUACCUCUUCUACCGACAACAGCUGCGCAGGGCUCGGAAUCGCUACCCCAAAGGCCACUCCAAAACCCAGCCCCGCCUCUUCAACGGAGUGAAGGUGCUUCCCAUCCCUGUCCUCUCGGACAACUACAGCUACCUCAUCAUCGACACCCAGGCCCGGCUGGCUGUGGCUGUGGACCCUUCAGACCCUCGGGCUGUGCAGGCUUCCAUUGAAAAGGAGGGUGUCACCUUGGUUGCCAUUCUUUGCACCCACAAGCACUGGGACCACAGCGGAGGGAACCGUGACCUCAGCAGGCGGCACCGGGACUGUCGGGUAUACGGGAGCCCUCAGGACGGCAUCCCCUACCUCACCCAUCCCCUGUGUCAUCAAGAUGUGGUCAGCGUGGGACGGCUUCAGAUCCGGGCCCUGGCCACCCCUGGCCACACACAAGGCCAUCUGGUCUACUUGCUGGAUGGGGAGCCCUACAAGGGUCCCUCCUGCCUCUUCUCAGGGGACCUGCUCUUCCUCUCUGGCUGUGGACGGACCUUUGAGGGCAGCGCGGAGACCAUGCUGAGCUCACUGGACACAGUGCUGGGGCUGGGGGACGACACCCUGCUAUGGCCUGGUCACGAGUACGCGGAGGAGAACCUGGGGUUUGCAGGCGUGGUGGAGCCCGAGAACCUGGCCCGGGAGAGGAAGAUGCAGUGGGUUCAGCGGCAGCGGAUGGAGCGCAAGGGCACGUGCCCGUCCACCUUGGGAGAGGAGCGCUCCUACAACCCGUUCCUAAGGACCCACUGCCUGGAGCUGCAGGAGGCUCUGGGUCCAGGCCCGGACCCCACUGGGGACGAUGACUGCUCCCGGGCCCUGCUCCUGGAAGAGCUCCGCCGGCUGAAGGACAUGCACAAGAGCAAGUGACGCCUCCCACCCCCUCAGCCCACCCCCGCCAGGCCCGCCCCAGCGGCGGGGAGGCCGCCCAUCACCACACCUCACCAUCCUUCUCAUUGUUAACACCGCCCCCUCCAUCGGCACCCACGGCGGGCAUCAUUCCCCUACACUGGUCAGGGGAGGGACAAGGUGAUGAGACCACACGACCAAGAGAAGGGGCCUGGUUGAAGGCUGGGAGGCCCCACAGAGUGAGGCGGAGGCAUUAAGGGUGAGAGGAUAGGAGGGGUCUCGGGACAUCCUCAAACCCUACUAACUGGGAGGGCUCCCUUCCUUCCCCUACUUGUGAGACAGCAGCCAGAACCUGGGGGCUGCUGUCAGCUCCUCCCUCAGGAGCCUUAUCUCACUCUGGCUCCGGAACCCAGGGAAGCAGGAGCUGUGGCCAUGUUGAGUCUGUCUUCCCCCUUCCGCCAUCCAGAGUUGGGGAAGAAACCCAGCACCCCAAAGUGGCCUCAGGUGUGGUGCCUUGGAAAAGUCGUCACUCAUGGGGGCAGCCAGAUUCUGGUUUCCUGAGACUCUGCCCUUCCUCUCAAGUCUCCCUGCCCAUCCCCUCCUAUAAAGGCAUUUUCAGACAGAGCCAUUCCUAAGAACACCGAAAGCCUGGCUGCAAGUCUGGCUUUCGGGCCACUCUCUGCCUCAGUGGUCCCCCUGCAGCCUGGGAGAGGGAGGGUCCUGGUUGCCAAGGAAACCUCCACCUCAGGCUGAGGAGACAGCAGAGGCCAGGAUGUGGAGCCCGACAGUCCUGCAGGUCACAUGCUCUCUAUCUGGCCUGGUCCUGCCCACUGGCCUGUGCCCCUGCCCUGGGCCCAGGGGGCCCCUCCUUGCCGGGGAAAGAGCACCACAGUCCACCUUGGCCACUGCAGUUUUCUCCUUUUGGCCCUUGUUCUUAGGCCUGGCUGUCCGCCUCCCUCUCUCUGACUUAUCUCUUGCUUUAGCCGCAACUCCUUUUUUCUUUGAGUUAGCAAAGAUUGGUUUCACAGCCCUGACACUCAUCUGGCCUUUUGCAGUUUGCCCAGAACAUUCCCCGUGUGACUUCCCACUUGAGGGUGGCGCAGAGGCCCCUAGCAGCAGGGUGCAGAAACCCAAACUCUGCACCCAGAGUGCGUGGCAACUCUGGGACUCCAGGCCUGGGCCCCUCCUUCUGCCACCCUCCUCCAGCUCUUCUUCUCCUCUGGCCUCGGGUCCAGGUCCCUUUGGGCCACAGGGAAGAGCCCUAUGGUCCUCAAGCAGGUAUACCUUGGGUCAUCCAGGAGCCUUCUCUUCCUGUGUGAGCCUUCCCUCAGGCUCUGCUGGCCUCUGGCGACCCUCCGAGAGGCCCCCUACCCUCAGUUUCCCCUCGUCACCUGGCUUCUGCUGCCUUCCUCAGCCACGGCCUUUGGCACACUCUAGCAAUACCGCCAGACUAGUUAGAGAUCCCCAGGACAUGCAGUUCAUGCCUCUGUGCCUUUGCUCAUGCUGUUUUUGGAAUGCCUUCCCCGGCUCCUCCUGCCUUGUCUGCCUGGCAAACACCUGUUCAUCGCUCACGAUCCCCUUCAAGGCCCCCCUCCUCCAGGAAGGCAUCCCCCAUGCUCCUCCCCCCCCAGCCUACCUCUGCACCUUGUAAAUGCUUCUCUUGCGGCACUUAUCACACUGCAUUUUACUUGUUUACAUGUUUGUCUCCCCUUCUAGACUGUGAAUCCUUAAGGGCAUGGACUGUAUCUUAUGCAUCUCUGUAUUUCUGCGCCUAGCACGGUGCCUAGCACACAGUAGGCGCUCAAUAAAUGUUGAAUGAAUGAUUUAACCAAG
Molecule: messenger RNA, 3105 nt
Organism: Carlito syrichta (Philippine tarsier)
Lineage: Eukaryota; Metazoa; Chordata; Mammalia; Primates; Tarsiidae
Gene: PNKD
Product: paroxysmal nonkinesigenic dyskinesia
Exons: 11
Coding region: 19-1293 (424 amino acids)
Cellular component (GO): mitochondrion
Molecular function (GO): hydroxyacylglutathione hydrolase activity
Source: RefSeq, a predicted model, not a curated record